GAGACAGGACCUCGUCAGAAGGCAGGUGGCCAGAGACGAGGUGGUACUAACCAAGGUGUGUGCGUGUGUGCACAAGCUGCGCCAUAGCUCCUGGUUCAGCUGUUACCUCACAAUGGCCACCUGGAACAUGUUUUACUCGUGUUUCUUUGUGUUUAUUAUCUAUUCACUGGCGGAAGGAAAGGGAACAAAAUAUAUCCCUCCAGUUGUGUUAAUACCUGGUUGUGGAGGGUCACAGUUGGAGGCCAAGAUUGACACACCUACCUCAGUACGCGUCGUCUGCAACAGUAAACCAAUGAAUGGUUCACUAUGUGGCUUAACAUCGACCUCAUCAUCCCUUCCUAUAUCGACUGCUUUGUUGCACACAUGAAACUGGAAUAUGACAACGUAACACGGACCACCAGAAACGCAGCUGGGGUGGAGACUAGAAUCCCUGGCUUUGGUAACUCCUCAACAGUUGAGUGGUUGAACCCCGGGGAUGUCUACUUGCUGGGGUACUUCAACAAUCUUGUCAGUGGUAUUCUUCCCUUGGGGUACGAAAGAGGCGUCACGCUCAGGGGAGCACCUUAUGACUUCCGCAAGGCACCAAAUGAACUUGGAGAGUACUUCCUGAACCUGCGUGAUCUGAUUGAGUCUACACGUGUUGAGACAGGACAUAAGGUAGUGUUGGUGGCCCACAGCAUGGGUGCUCCCCUCGUACAUUACUUCCUCAACUACCAACCUCAGUCAUGGAAGGACCAGUACAUAGAAACUCUCGUCACCCUCUCCGGUGCCUGGGCUGGAUCAGUCAAAGCCGUCCAUAUUUAUGCUACAGGAGACAACUUGGGGAUUUAUGUCAUCAAUGCAAUGAAGGUGCGAACAGAGCAGCGAUCGGCUCCUAGUCUAGCAUUUCUUUUACCAUCCGAUGAAAUUUGGGGAGAAAAUGAAACUUUGGUUCAAACCCCAGCAAAGAAUUACUCCACAUGGAACUUCAAGGAUUUAUUCGAAGACUUGAACUUACCCGACGCAUUAAACAUGUACUUGGACACAAAAGAUCUGCUGCGUAAUGCUCCUGCCCCAGGUGUGGAAAUACAUUGUUUACAUGGAGAAGAAGUUAAAACUGUGGAAAAGUUAAUAUAUGCAGAAGGCCAGUUUCCUGAUAAUCCAGUUAUUGUGUAUGGAGGAGGAGAUGGGACGGUCAACACACUCAGUGCUCAGCGCUGUUUAAAUUGGUCAGAUAAACAGAAGAAUAAAAUCUACUACAAGACAUUCAGUGGUGUGGACCACAUGCAGAUACUGAGAGACAAAGGAAGCAUAGGUUACAUUGUUGAAUUACUCUCUAACAUCACCAAGACAAACGAGCGGCAAGCCAAGAGGAAGAUGAGCUACUUGGAAAGAAAAGAAAAAAGAAAAGAAAAUGAGUUACUUGGAGACCACAAUACUGAGAAUGAAGUGGCUAUAAAUGCAAAUGAAAAUGAGCUUAACAGUGAAAAUAAAGAAAGAAGUGGCACGGGAAACGGGAUUCUUGCUACUAUCACAGUGCCGCAGCAGAAGAAAGUUUUAUUAGGGAAUGGAUUGUGAUACUGAGUUGAACAGUAGAUUAAGUCUCUUUUAUGCCGUAUAUAUCUUGUUUAUACUUCCUCAGUCACUUCAUCUUCCUAAAAAUUAAAUAUUCUUUCACAUAGCCUGUCCCAUAGCUACUUUCACUUUCAAAAGUCCAGUACAGUAAUCCACCAAACAUAUUUGUAGAUUUGUGUUUUACAGACGUCUUUAAAAUUGUUUCAAUAAUGAAUUGUUUCAAAGAAUUUAUUAAGAAUUCCUAGGUGCUGUAUUACAGACAAGCUUGGUUAACCUUCGUGGGUUUUUCCGAAAGUAGUUGUCUGAAAUGGGGUCUUUAAAAAGUUGUAGGUUGCAGACAGAACAAAAGUAUUUGUGGCAGUUAUGCAAUACUAGUUUUUGCCCCACAGAUGCACUUGUAAUGCUCAUCAAGUAUAAGUCAGAAUAAAGCUAAUAAAUACUUUACAGUAAGCUCUUAUAAAGCUAGUCUGGUGUGAUUCUUUGCAAAUGUAAUUCAAUAAGUUCUUCCAAAAUUGAAUAGCAUGUAAUGUGAAGGCCCCUUUCAUAUGCUUUUCAAAUUUGGAUAUAUUAAGUUGCAUUUACAAAGAAUUGCUCUGUAUAGAGGAGCUUUAUAAGGAAGCUUACUGUACUGUAUUGUGAAAUGUGAAGUUUUAUCACUCUUGAGGAACAGAGAGACCUCGUUUAUUUUUUAUAUAUAAACAGAGGUGUGUAUUAGUGCAUUAUAUUCAAGGCCAAAAUGGUAAAGUACAGGGUGUCCAUGAAAACACUCCCUGAUUUCAGACAGGGAUCAUAUGCAACUUUAUUGUAAUAAUCUUUCACAGUUAGUAGUUUCAGAUGCAGGAUUUCAUUCAGUUUCAUGUGGUA
Messenger RNA from Cherax quadricarinatus, 2418 nucleotides. Lineage: Eukaryota; Metazoa; Arthropoda; Malacostraca; Decapoda; Parastacidae. The record is from RefSeq and is a predicted model, not a curated record.